GAAAAGGAAGAGGGUGCAAUGACCCGUCGAUUAAGAGACAUGAGCGAAGAAGCUAUCGAAACCGGCGGUCGAAGCAGUCGGAAAGCGGUCUCCGAAGCAGGCUUCAGUGAAGAUUUGAGGAAGCAGCUCGAGGAGCGCAUAGCAUCAGCCAAUUUCCGCGCAGAAAAUCGGAACGCCUUCGUGGAAGCGGAACUGCCGUCUCACGCUGGCCGAGGCACGCGAGACAUCGCUACCUCCCAGGCCUGGACAGGAGAAGAGUCCUUGCAUGACGCAAGUCUACGGAUGCUCAACGACGCCUACAAGCCUUUGAAAUCGGGGAGAGGGCCGCGGAUCCCCGGGCCUGCAGCUCCUCCGCCGACACGCGUCGACACUGGCAGGAGCAGCAGCAAGCCAGCGCCGGGUGUGAGGCUCGCGAAUGCAAGGGACCGGAGCGGGCUAUAUAGCAGUCUGAAGGAGUCGGAUAUCGACGAACAAGAGAGGCAGAAACGCUUCCAGGAACUGAAGGAUCGCUUCUCACCACAUGCGCGCACAAUUGUCCCGGGUUCCAUCCAAGGCCUGGCGAGUUUGGCCAACGAACGUAUCGAAAACGCGAUUGCCCGCGGUCAAUUCAAGAAUCUCCCUCGAGGGCAGAAGAUCGAGAGGAAUUACAAUGCCUCCUCUCCCUUCCUGGAUACUACCGAGUAUUUCAUGAAUAAGAUCAUUCAAAAACAAGAUAUCGUGCCUCCAUGGAUCGAGAAACAGCAGGAAUUGAUCAGCACAGCCACCAAGUUCCGAUCGCGGCUCCGGAACGACUGGAAGAGACAUGCGGCCAGGGUGAUAGCCAGCAGAGGCGGAACGCUGGCCGAGCAAAUGAAACGAGCAGAGGCGUACGCAAAGGCCGAACUAAUCGCCAAUCCACAAAAAAGAAAGAAAGAGGAUAUCACGGCAGUUGACGAGUCAGGGCACAUAUCGCAAAUAUCCCUUUCCGGCGAGCUGAAGGUGGCUUCCCCAUCAUCUCCUGGCGCGCCAGUCAUCGAGGAAGUGGUUGCUGACAGGGUGGAACUGGGAACGAUCGGCAAGAUCGGCGAGGUCUCGAGCGACUUGGCACAGCCAGAAGCAACCUCACACACCAUCGAGGUAAAGCUUCCCACUCCUCCUCCUACUGAGGUUGCCCCAGCACCGUAUCCAUUUCGUGAUCCCGACUGGGAAAAUAUCGAAUUGGCAUAUCACAACUUGGCUAUAAACGAUCUCAACAGCAAGACUCGCUCGUACAAUCUUCAGGCACCCAGUCUGGCCAAGAAGCCCUACUUCUCCCUGCAGCGUGAGCUUAAUGCCUGCUUUGCAGACAUGGCACCUUUGCUUGCAGGAGCAAUCAGAGAACGUGCAUUAGCGCCCAAGAAAGUAGAAGGAUUUGGCCAAAGUCUGUCGGGCGGAAAUGGUGUCAUGGAUAGAUUAGUUGGUGAAAAGGUCAAAGUCAGCGAUGAGCGUGUGGAGAGACGCUAUGGCUUUAGGCAAUUCUGGAAAGACAUCUGG
Messenger RNA from Aaosphaeria arxii CBS 175.79, 1512 nucleotides. RefSeq lists its product as uncharacterized. The record is from RefSeq and is a predicted model, not a curated record. The annotation marks the transcript as partial. NCBI's taxonomy places the organism in Eukaryota, Fungi, Ascomycota, Dothideomycetes, Pleosporales. The transcript has a single exon.